Rotaria sordida is the source of this 789-nucleotide messenger RNA. The record is from the annotation of a GenBank genome assembly. NCBI's taxonomy places the organism in Eukaryota, Metazoa, Rotifera, Eurotatoria, Philodinida, Philodinidae.
AUGGAUUCGGUAUGUGUAGUUAAAUUUGAUGGAAAUGAACGACAACCUAAUGAAAAUAAUACCAAUGAUGAACCUGAAUCAUCCGUUUCAACUAUGGAGUCUUUAAUUGUUGUAGACUUUUCUAAUAAUGAUUCCUUUGACAAUAAUAUGUCGUCGAAAUGUUCAGCUGAUUUGGAUCAAUCUCAACAACGAACAAAAUUAAUAGGAGUUGAUCGACAAGAAAAUGACACUAUUUCUAAUGAUAAUAUAGAAUCGGAUGAUGAAUUAAUUUUACCUCGUCAUAUUCAACUUGAAUUAAAGAGUAAUAGAAAACGAAUUCUUGAUCUGGAAAAUCAAUUGAAAGAAUUGAAACAUACAUCCGUUCCAUUUCCAACAACUGAAAAAAGUGAUUAUUUGCGCCGUGUGUUGGCUGUUGUUGAUAUGCAUGAUGAAUUAGCACAAACAAGAACAAUUAAUUAUGGGCAACUGUUAGGUCUUACUAAUUUUGAAUUAUUAGAAGCAACUCGUAAUGGACGAUUACCAUGGAAAAAAAUUGUUGUCAGUUUAAUACAAGCUUGUUUCAAGAAUGUAGAUUUGCAAUAUGAAAAUUAUACAUCACUUCGAACUCGUAAUAAAGAUUUGAUUGAUAAUAUUUCAGAAAUAUUUGAAAAUCAAAGUGAGUCUAUAUCAUCUGCACCUAUGAAAGUCGAAGAAAUUAAGGAAUUCAAACCAGAACGUAUUGAAUCAACGGAUCCAUUGGCAACGAUAACUAGCGAGAUAAUAAAUGGUAAAAUUAAAUAUUAUUUUUGA